UCCGACGUGCAUGCCGACCAUCCUCGCUGCGCGCGUAACCGCAGUAGGCUAUUCGACACAUCUUCUUCGCUUCUUCAUCUUUUCUUUAUUUGUCUGAAAGCAAGAAUAUUUAUGAAUGUCACACCCAGAAGCACAUGCUUGGAGAUAGAGGAUGAAUUCUAUAUUGUUUUAUGCGGACAAUCAGACAGAUGUGUCAGCGCUGUUCACCACCCGGCCAUCGGAGGGAGCUGGAGAAGCAAACGCUAGCUGUCGCUUCGAUGAGGAGUUCAAGUACGUCUUGCUGCCCGCGUCGUACAGCCUGGUGUGUGUCCUGGGGUUGGUCCUCAACUCCAUGGCCCUGUGGAUGUUUGUGUUCAAAAUGCGGCCCUGGAAGGCCGGGACCGUGUUCAUGUUCCACCUGGCCGUGUCAGACACGCUGUACGUGCUCUCCCUGCCCACGCUCAUCUACUACUACGGCAACCGCAGCCACUGGCCCUUCGGGGUGGCCCUUUGCAAGAUGGUACGUUUCAUGUUCUACGCCAACCUGUACUCCAGCAUUCUCUUCCUCACCUGCAUCAGCGUGCACCGUUACCUAGGCAUCUGCCACCCCAUCCGGUCCCUCGCCGCGGUGAAGCCCCGCGCCGCCCAGGUCGUGUGCGGCCUGGUGUGGGCCGCCGUCACCGCCUGCCUGGUGCCGAACCUCAUUUUCGUCACCACCAGCCGGCGGGACGGCGACACGCUGUGCCACGACACCACCAGGCCCCAGGACUUCGAGAGCUACGUGAACUACAGCUCGGCCGUGAUGACCAUGCUCUUCGGCGUUCCCUUCCUGGUGAUCGUGGUGUGCUACUGCCUGAUGGCGCGGGCCCUGUGCCGCCCCAGACGCGGUCUCUCCCCUGGCCAGCACCGAGGGUCUUCCCGCAGGAAGUCCGUCACGCUGAUUGUGGUGGUGCUGGCGGUGUUCGCCGUGUGCUUCGUGCCCUUCCACGUGACACGUACCCUGUACUACGCGUACCGAGUGCUGGGCGCCGACUGCUCUGCGCUGAACGUCGUUAACUUUGCCUACAAGAUCACACGCCCGCUGGCUAGCGCCAACAGCUGCAUCGAUCCCAUUCUCUACUUCCUGGCCGGGGACCACUACCGCUCCAAGCUGAUCCGGGCCCUCACCCGCCAGACACCCGCUCGCUCUAUUGCCUCCGCGCCGCUGCCGCCCUCCCUCCCUCAGCCUUACAAUAUAUAUAAGAUCCCAGACCGUAAUCCCUACCAGGAGCCAAAUAGCUAGAGUCGGGAGAUAUGCUGUAAAACUGAGCGCUGUCAUGUGCUGCACUGGGUAGAGAUAUUUGCUGAAACACAAAACCUUGGUAUCCAUUGC
Molecule: messenger RNA, 1351 nt
Organism: Anguilla anguilla (European eel)
Lineage: Eukaryota; Metazoa; Chordata; Actinopteri; Anguilliformes; Anguillidae
Product: P2Y purinoceptor 4-like
Exons: 2
Coding region: 152-1261 (369 amino acids)
Biological process (GO): transepithelial chloride transport; G protein-coupled receptor signaling pathway
Cellular component (GO): plasma membrane
Molecular function (GO): G protein-coupled UTP receptor activity; G protein-coupled purinergic nucleotide receptor activity
Source: RefSeq, a predicted model, not a curated record